Penaeus indicus is the source of this 1661-nucleotide messenger RNA. Its product is annotated as peroxisomal sarcosine oxidase-like. The transcript is spliced from 7 exons. The coding region runs from base 1 to 858 and encodes 285 amino acids. Gene Ontology annotation, cellular component: peroxisome. The record is from RefSeq and is a predicted model, not a curated record. Lineage: Eukaryota; Metazoa; Arthropoda; Malacostraca; Decapoda; Penaeidae. Gene Ontology annotation, molecular function: flavin adenine dinucleotide binding; L-pipecolate oxidase activity; sarcosine oxidase activity.
AUGUCUCCGGAGAACACUGGAAACCUACUGGAUAAUGUAAUGACAUCGAUUCAUGCCAGUGGAAGCACGCCUGAAGUACUUGAUGUGGGUACGGCCAAUCAACGGUUUAGAACGAGUUUCCCUGGCAACUACAAAGCUGUUGUAGACCCAAGUGCAGGAGUGUUGAUGGCAGAUAAAUGUCUAAAGACGUUACAGAGCCUUUUCCUCAACAACGGCGGCCGGGUGUUGGACGGGUGGCCUGUGACUUCCAUCACCCCGGGCGAAACCGUGGAACUUCGAGGUCCUAAGGGCCGAGUGAAAGCCAAAGCCGCUGUGCUGUGUCCUGGUCCCUGGGCUGGUCCGCUCUUGGGAAGCCUUGGUGUUCAGAUACCUGUCAGAGUAGAGAAGAUUGGCGUCUAUUACUGGAAGGUCCGAGAUCCAAAGACACCAGUGUUUACGUUCAUUGACCUGAGUUGUUCUGACAAUCAUUUCUAUGCACUCCCAGACUUCGAGUACCCCGGAUACAUGAAGUUAUGCUACCAUGCUGGGCUGCGGACUGACCCCGACGAGCGAGAUAAAGUGGACAUGUCGACGGUGCAAAGGCGAACAGAGGGUUAUGUGAAAAAGUUCUUCCCUUGCCUCGAGCCCAAGCCUUCUGUUGUGGAAUCGUGCAUGUAUACAAUUACCCCUGAUAACAACUUUGUGCUGGACAAGCACCCUAAGUAUCAAAAUCUGGUAUUUGGUGCUGGAUUCUCGGGCACUGGAUACAAGAUCGCCCCAGCUUGCGGAGAAGCGCUGGCAAAAAUGGCAAUGGGUUUACAACCUCAGCUCGAUUUCUCUUCAUUCACUCUUGGCAGAUUUUAUAGGAGCAAGAUUUAAAGAAACUCUUGUAAUACUGCAUGUUAAGGGUAUAAUUUUUUAAUGUUUAGAUGUAGAUUGAGUAAAAUGUAGAGGAAGUAAAAAGUUGAAUGUUUAUAUCUGUAAAAUGUACGUCCCAAUUCAUAUAGAUCUCCACUGUUACUACUGGGAAGGGAUCAGUUCAGUUGUUACCGAAUUGAGGGAAAAAAGUAUUGUUUAUUGACUAAAGAUUUCACACCAUAACACGAUUAAGAUGAUAGUAACUUAAUGGAGCUAUUGUUUCUGGUUCUCUUUACGUCCUCACCGAAAUAUCAAGGUGUUUUAUUUCCAUGGGAAAGUCUUUUUGCUUUCGAUAUAAUGGAGUGACCCAGCAUCCGACUGUGAGAAUUAAUAGAAGUGGGGUAUAAUUAUAUAUGCUAUUUCUAAGAAUCAACAUAAAAGUAUGUAUAUAUGCACACACACACACACACACAACAUACACACACACACACACACACACACACACACACACAUAUAUAUCAAACUUGACAAUUGCACUGAGCAGUGUUUACCUUUUACGUUUUGAGAAAGUAGAUUUAUUUAGGUGUAGAUAAUUAUAACAUGUUGAGAAUAUAGAGCUUGCCAAUAGAAAUUUCAAAAGGAACAAACCGAAAUUUAUUUGACACGAAAAGAAUAUUCGCCAUGUUUCAACGCCUUAUCCUACUGCCUCGUGUGUUGUUACUUGUUUUUGUUAUAAGAAAAUUGUUUGUUGGAAGUCUGAGUGUCUUUUCAUUACGGUGCUAUGAAUCCAGCUUCGGUUAUUGAAAAUAAAUGUUUAACAUCAU